Polistes canadensis is the source of this 3354-nucleotide messenger RNA. RefSeq names its product myb-like protein O. Bases 469 to 3336 code for a protein of 955 amino acids. The transcript has 6 exons. The record is from RefSeq and is a predicted model, not a curated record. Gene Ontology annotation, molecular function: protein binding. NCBI's taxonomy places the organism in Eukaryota, Metazoa, Arthropoda, Insecta, Hymenoptera, Vespidae.
UCGACCACCAACGACGAUCUCAGGAAUAACUCUUUAAUUUAAUACUAGUUUAAUGUUUCUGUUGAAUUUUAUUUCGACAGGGGGACAAAUAUAAUUUGUAAAUAUAAAUAAUAAUGAUAGAUAGAUAGAUAGAUAUAUAAACCGUUGGAAGUUAACCGCGUCGUAGAGACGUGCCGACUGAUUCAACGUCGAGGUAACAGCGCGCAUUUUCGUGGGCGUGGAAGCACGGUUGUAUCGAGACGGGAAAAUUAAGGACGAUCGGCAACGAACUGCGCGCCUCGGGUCACGACGGCCAUUGCAAGUCUCACUUCUUCGUUCUCACUAAUCCGAAUUGAACGCGAGAGUGAGCCACUUCCAUUUCCCGAGGGGCCCCGACACUUAAACUUCGGUUAUCUUCGCUAUUCUUCGACCAUCUUUGUUUCACCCGAAGGGACUAACCGCCAAAUUGAAAUAUCAGAACACGUCAUAAUGCGUUUGUUCAAAAGACAAACAACGGACACUUGUCCUCAACUGGUAUCAGCUACACCUAUACCGCAAGACGAAAUUUCGGAGAUAGUGACAAUGAACGAUGUUACUAUAGAGCAGAAUGAAAAUUCUUUGUUGAAUGAUAAAAAUGGUUCGUCGAAGAGACUCGAUAAAGAUACUAGAGACCCUGCUGGAGAGUCUGAAAAAACUGUAACUGGACAAUCGUUCAUGAUAACUCGUAAAGGUAUCUCAACAUGGGGUCGGAAAGUAGGUCGAAGGUUGGAUCAAUUGAAGAGAUCGGAAAGUUCGGAGUUACUUUCGGUUUCGGGUAGAAGACGUCGUUGGAGUCCAAAUCGAAAAAGAUACGAAGAAAGCUUGGAGGAAAAGGAAAAUGGUUCGAACGAACAUUCCUUUUCGGAAUUUCCCAAGCCAAAGAGAGUUUCCAGAGUGGAAUCGUUGAAAAAUUUAUUUCGCUCAACGGAGAGAAGUCAUUUCUUAAGUUCGAAUUCAACGUCGAGAAACGUUACGAUUCAGGAGGAGAGCCAUCAUUCUAUGGAGAAAGCUUUAAGCGAUGGUGCCAUUAAAAACAUAUCUGCUUUUCAAUUAAAGUCCCUGAAUAAUAAUAAUAAUAAUAAUAAUAAUAAUAAUAAUAAUAAUAAUAAUAAUAGAGAUGAACAAUUAAGGGAGACUUUCCUAUAUGAAAAGCAACGACAAUUAAGUCGUAGUAUUCAGGAUCUUCAGGAACAGGAACGUGUCAUCGACUUUAUUCUUAUGAAUCAGCAGGUGUUAAAGACUCAAGAGGGUACAGCAUUAGUAAAGGAGACUUUGAAUAAGUUAGAGAAGGGUAGUAAUUUGAAAAAUAUAUCGGAAUGUUCUUCAUCGACGUCUAAGGUCAACGUGAAAAUUAAUAAUACAUCUAGUCGAACCGAAAAUAGGAAUCAUUUUAUUAACAUUCAUGAACGCGAUAGGAACGAUCAAACAAGAUCUUGCCUUUUAACCGGUUUGGAGGAUCUUAUGAAYAAUCUUCGUCUAGGAUGCGAUGAGAGUGGUUACGAUUCCGAUAGCACACGAACAGGUGCUGAUUCUCCUGACAGUGAACAAUGUAUUCRAAGAAUGACUAAGCCUCGUAGCUAUUCUAUAACUUCCGAUGAUUAUCAAGGUAUAGAUCUGUCUUUGCCGCCUAUCAUCGACCAAGCUGAACUUUCAAAAACUAGCAGCGAGGAUUCCGAAAAUGUUAAUGAUAACACCGUCGUGGAGGCAAAUCAUUUUUUGAGCAAUUCAAGGAAAACUGAAUCGACGUUAGUCAUGUCGGAACACGAUGAUGAUGAUGAUGAUGAUGAUGAUGAUGAUGAUGAUGAUGAUAAUGAUGAUGAUGAUGAUGAUGAUGAUGAUGAUGAUGAUGAUGAUGAUGAUGAUGAAACCGAUAGUUGCGACGAAAGUACUUUCGAUGAUUACGAGCAAUGCACUAAAUCAGAAUUUUUGAAUAAUUCCAUUAGAAAUGUUUCUAAGAUAGAAUCGAGUCAAUAUUCGAAAAUAUUCCCAAUAAAAAUGACGAAGAAAGUUGGUACUGUUUCUCAGACGAAUAAAAUUGUUCCAAGUACAUUGAUACAAACGAAAUCAAUGACUUCUUUAAGGAAUCGAAAAUAUGGUAGCGCCAGCGUGUUAACUCUCGUCGACAAUGCUUCGUCUCCUUGCAAAGAUAGUCCACCAGCUCAUAAGAUUAAUUCAUUGACAAUGUUAAUGAAUAAUCCGGUUGAAUAUUAUACUCCUAAAAGAUCUCGUUCUGCUUUGGAAGCUGAAAUAUCACCAGAGGAAUCUAUCAAUAGAAUCAACAAAGUUAAGAGAAUUAUUUUCGCUGAUAAUCCUCGAACAACGAUGAUAACUUCAACACCAGCCAAGUCUACUUUAAUACGUCGAGAAUUAAAGACUAUGAAACUAAGCGUUGAAAGAUCAGGCAAUCUUGGUAUAUCUUUAGAAAGACGAGAAGCAGUUAGACCGUUUUACGUAAUAUCGAAAUUAGAUUCCAACGGUGAAGCAGCCAAAUCUAAAUUGUUUCGAAUCGGCGAUGAGAUCGUCCGAGUCUGUGGUCGCAGAUUACGUGGGAUGACAAUCAUCGAAGCUAGAAAUGCGUUACGCAGUUGUGCGGGAAACGUUGAGCUUCAAAUCGCCAGAGAACCAACGUUUGCGUUUGGCGAAGAGAUCGGUGAUACUUGGGCUGAUUUAGAUAGAGUUCCUCGUCCUCGAAAUGAUUCCGAAGCGUGGACCUUGCAAGAGAGUAAAUCAGACCCUGGAGUAAUAGUAUCCACCACCGUGCCGAAACCUGAAUCUCUUCAUAAUGGUGGUGACAAUCGGUUGAAAUCCGAAGAAAAUCCGUCUAAACGGCCUAAAAGUGAAUUAUCCAUUAACGAGACCAGAUAUGAUACCGAACAAAAGAUGACUGGUAUGAGAAAGUUUCAAGUUAUCAGAAAACGAACCUCACAUCCAGCUUGUUAUCCUAAAAGAGUAUCAAGUCUUUUGAAAGAUUUGUUGACGGUUAGCUUGGAAAAAGGAGCCACAAAGAAACUUGGUUUCUCGAUCGUCGGAAGAUCCGACAACAAGAAGGGUUACAUGGGUAUUUUUGUAAAGGAUAUUAUGGAAGGUGGUCAAGCAGCYGAGGAAGGUACACUUAGGGUCGGUGAUGAGAUAUUAGCAAUUAAUGGCAUACCAAUGGACGGUGCAACCCAUACCAAGGCCCUUCAGACCUUCAAGAAUGCCAAACCAGGCAAAAUGAUUCUCUGCGUUGGACGAAGGGAUCCAACGAAUAAACGAUACAUUACUCAAUCCAAGUCUUGCGAUUGUUUAAGCAAAUUAACGGAAGAUGGAUACGAAUGAUAAUAUGCUACAAGAAGG